Messenger RNA from Dibothriocephalus latus, 231 nucleotides. NCBI's taxonomy places the organism in Eukaryota, Metazoa, Platyhelminthes, Cestoda, Diphyllobothriidea, Diphyllobothriidae. The record is from the annotation of a GenBank genome assembly.
GUGUCUGCCACACCCGAGAGGCCACUGAGGAAUCCACUGCCGUUAGUGUCCGAAGUGCGGCCAAAUGUAGAACUCUCCUGGCGCGGGACGGAGGACAUACCAAACAAGCUACUGCUGCCUCCACCUCCAUCCCCUCCUCCUCCACCCCCAGAGGAACUGGUCGGCGAACUAAUCGAGGGCGACCGCAUGUUAUUAGCCGCAGCCAUGACAGCGGCAAUCGCAGCGGGAUAG